ACACUCAUUUCGUCCGCAAGUAUCGUGGAUCAAGCAUCAUUAAAUGCCAUACUUGGUACAGCCAUAAGAAUUGGUGGAAGAAACGCGACGAGUUAGAAUCAAAAUCUUGAUCUCACGUUUUUCUUUUUUUACGCGGAAUUACAUCCGAAGUGCAUCCUAAGAUCUAGGGCGAGAAUAUCAUAUAUACCCGAUAUUUGCUCAAAUUAUUGUCCAUGUUGUCGCUAGACAAUUUUUGUAAACACAACACGUCACAGAAAGCAAACGUGCUGUAUGAUGCAUUGCUGAGGACCGAGAUGUGUUUCACGAUCGACCCUAAUAAUAAUUUUUCACGAGAUAGUUGAGUGAGAAAAAUAAGAUUGUGAUUGUAAUAAUUAUUAUCAAGAAUCCAGCAUCCACGCAGAAAGAAUCAUCCGAGGGAUUUAAGAAAGCAUUCUUCGCAUAAAAAAAGAGCAGAAUUUUAUUAAGAAGAAACGCGUGUCAAAUUUACGAGCGAGCGCGAAACCCAGCCCCGCCGACGAGCAGCAGCAGAUCAGCGCAGAUUCAGCAGGAAGACCUCGCCUGGACUCACUGAUCAACAUCAGCUACAACAACAGCGGCUUGAUAUUCGACCAAGUUUCCUGUCGAACGCGAGGGUUCAACAUCUGAUUUUUUUUUAACCAAGGCAGCUUCACCCACACGUGCCGACAUCGUAGAAUGGUAGAAGGUGAACCCGACACAAAGCGCAAUAUUAAGUGUGAUGUAAAAGACGAGCGGCUAAACGGUUGCGGUUCUAAAGACUUCGAACUUGCCCGUAUCGGAUUAAAAGGCAAAACUCUCGAUCCAGAGAAGGGAUCCUAUGUUCAAGCUGACUUCGAGAAGGCCAUCGAACUAAGCGAAUAUGGCAAGUUUCAUUACUUCCUGCUCGCGGUAUGCGGCUUCGUCAGCACCAGCGAGGAGAUGGACGUGAUCUCCAUGUCCUUCAUCCUGCCGAGUGCGCAAUGUGACCUGAAACUUGACACCCAAGCAAAGGGAUGGCUCAACUCGAUCAUCUUCAUCGGGAUGAUGGCCGGGGCGUACGCGUGGGGUUCCGUAGCGGACGCCCUCGGUCGUCGGAAGGUCCUGAUCGCCAUUUCGUUCAUGAACGCCCUGUGCAUCGUCGCCUCUAGCUUCAGUCAAACGUACGAACUCUUCAUGUUGUUCCGUUUCCUGAACGGCGCGGCGCUGGGAGGUAGCGGACCGGUCAUCUGGUCGUACUUUGCCGAAUUUCAGCCAAAGUCCAAACGCGGCUCCAUGCUGUCUUUCAUGGCCGCGUUCUGGACGCUGGGGAAUCUCUUUGUGGCCGGUUUGGCGUGGUUGAUCAUCCCUAGAGAGAUGGGUUUCACGAGUUUGACGUUCACCUACAACUCUUGGCGAAUCUUCCUGCUGAUCUGCGCUAUUCCGUCGUUCGUCGUGACGGGGUUGCUUCUGUUGCUCCCAGAAUCCCCCAAGUAUCUCCUGUCCUCCGGAAAGUAUGAGGAGGCACUCGAGAUCUUUCGCAAGAUAUAUGUCAUUAACACCGGCAAACCACAUGAGACCUACAUGGUAAAAGAGCUGAUUCUCGAUGAUUUUCAAGAAUCGAAUCCGGUGAAGGACGAAGUCGAGGAGAAGAGCAAAUGCAAAACCAUGCUAGGUGAUAUCGUGGAGAACAGCAGACAGCUAUUUAUAACGCCUAUUCUUCGCUUUACCAUAAUAUCGAUCGUUAUCAAUUUCACCUUUCACAUCGGUUAUUACGGUCUCAUGAUGUGGUUCCCGGAACUGUUCAAUCGUUUCGACGAAUUCCAUCGUGAUCAGCCGGGGAUGGUGGCCUCGAUAUGCCAGGUCACCGAUUACGUCGUUAAUAAGGGUUCGCAUAGCAUCGAGAAUGUCUGCACCGAUAAAAUCGGUGCGUCCGUCUUUAUGGAAUCCCUUAUCACGGUGGCAUCCGCUAUACCUGCCAACAUCAUCGCCGUCCUGGGGAUGGAUCGUCUGGGGCGUAAAUUUUUUCUAGUGUUCAGCACAUUCUCAUCAGGGCUGUGCUCAAUCGGUUUGUAUUUCGUGUCCAACAAGUAUCAGAAUUUGACGGUGUCGGCUAUCUUUAGCGGGGCGAUAAGUUGCGGUAACGCGGCUCUGGAUUGUCUCAUCACCGAGGUAUUCCCUACGCAGUUGCGUGCAACCGGAAUCGCGAUAUCAAUGGUUGCCGCCCGCCUUGGCGGGAUAAUUGGUAAUAUAGUUAUAGCCCAGCUCUUGGACAUGUAUUGUCCGGCACCGACCUUCAUAGUGGCCGCUCUCCUGAUUGGAGGAGGCUUACUAUGUUUAUUCCUACCAAACACAACGCGCGAACCACUUUCCUGACCCUAACAGAAGUCCAUCCACAUCGAUCUACAAUCAUUUAUGCAUUUUUUUCAAGUACAAGUGUCGCGU
Molecule: messenger RNA, 2418 nt
Organism: Nylanderia fulva
Lineage: Eukaryota; Metazoa; Arthropoda; Insecta; Hymenoptera; Formicidae
Product: synaptic vesicle glycoprotein 2B
Biological process (GO): transmembrane transport
Cellular component (GO): membrane
Molecular function (GO): transmembrane transporter activity
Source: RefSeq, a predicted model, not a curated record